AUGCAGCUCCUGGUGAAGGUGCCAUCUCUUCCGGAGCUGGGAGAGCUGGACUGCAAUAUCUGCUACCGGCCCUUCAACCUCCGGGGCCGCGCGCCCCGCCGCCUGCCCGGAACCGCGCGCGCCCGCUGCGGCCACACGCUCUGCACAGCCUGCCUGCACGAGCUGGCUGCGCGCGGCGACCGCAGCGGAGCGGCCGCGCGCGUGGUGCGCUUGCGCCGCAUCAUCACGUGCCCUUUUUGCCGCGCGCCCACCCCGCUCCCUCGCGGCGGGGUCACGGAGGUCGCUGUCGACCCGGACUUGUGGUCGCGUUUGGAAGGAAAAGCGCGUGCAGAACGUGAACCUGAUGAGGCAGGUAGCCCGGUAAGGGAAGGUGGCGCCCCCGACAGAAAGGCCGACGAUGAGGAAGAGGAGAGCGAGAAGGGGUAUAGGUCGAGGAGCGCAGGCUGGCGCACUGUCCGACGGCUCUGGGACAGGUUGCUGGCGCCCGCGCGCCGCUGGCGGCGCCCGCUGCCUAGCAACGUGCUGUACUGUCCGGAGAUCAAGGACUUUGCCCACAUGACCCGCUGCACGCUGUAACUCCGGGACCCGGCAGCUAAGGCAGAAGGAAGGUGGGAGCUGCACUCUCAGGGCGUACAAGGGGCUAAUGCCAAGGCUAACCCCUCCCCCACCCAGGACUGGGACUGAUGAGGAAGUGGAGCAGAGGGCGGGAGGGAACGCCCUGGCAGGUGUUGAUGCUGAGCUGGGGAGGCUCCUAGACGAAUCGCCCCCAUCUGCUGACUGUGCCAGGAUGGAGUGGCCCAGGGAUCAUAAAAACAGUCUGCGUUCCCGUGGGAAGAAUACAGAUUGUUUCCUUAGCUGUGACUUGGCUUUUGUCCAGGGCAGCUCUGAUGUGUGGGAGCAACAAGUCCCAUUUUAGCAAUUCUGUGGCAACGGUUUGAAAAUUUCCAAAAGAUGGAGCAGGAGAACAGAGGCUGAUUUUCAGGUCAUGUUAACCUCGCUUCUCUGCCACGUAAGGGAACGGAGAAAAAGAAGCCCUUUGGUUCCCCUUCUCUCCCUCCAUCUCAGUGCAGUUGUGCCUACUGUCUCCCCACUCCCAGUACUGUGUUCCUAAAAUUAUCAAGAUGCCACCUGCCUUGCUUCAUUCCAGAAUCUCCCUUCAACCUGUUAUGGCAGGUAUCAGAA
Pteronotus mesoamericanus is the source of this 1182-nucleotide messenger RNA. RefSeq names its product ring finger protein 227 (gene RNF227). NCBI's taxonomy places the organism in Eukaryota, Metazoa, Chordata, Mammalia, Chiroptera, Mormoopidae. The record is from RefSeq and is a predicted model, not a curated record. The transcript has 2 exons. Gene Ontology annotation, biological process: protein ubiquitination. Gene Ontology annotation, molecular function: ubiquitin protein ligase activity. The coding region runs from base 1 to 576 and encodes 191 amino acids.